This is a messenger RNA of Eutrema salsugineum, 863 nucleotides long. RefSeq names its product 3-hydroxyacyl-[acyl-carrier-protein] dehydratase FabZ. The coding region runs from base 68 to 736 and encodes 222 amino acids. The transcript has 4 exons. Gene Ontology annotation, biological process: fatty acid biosynthetic process. The record is from RefSeq and is a predicted model, not a curated record. Lineage: Eukaryota; Viridiplantae; Streptophyta; Magnoliopsida; Brassicales; Brassicaceae. Gene Ontology annotation, molecular function: hydro-lyase activity.
GGACUCUCCGCUUCUUCGACUUGCAAAACGUCUCACAUUCUCUCAAACUCACUCUACCAUUUUGAUAAUGGCUACUACUUCCAACUCGGUACUCUUCUUGGGCUCUGACUCACUGAGUCAUCCUCAUUAUCAGCCAAGAACACCUCUCAAUCUCUCAUUCUCCAGAUCUCACUCUGUUUCUCUCCUACCCAACAAGCGAUCCAAUUCCCUCGCGCUUCGUUGUUCCAACAAUGGCGAUAACAUCUCAUCUGAAAAAGAUACCCCAAUCGAACUCAAAUUCCCUGAAUUUCCAACGGUAAUGGACAUUAACAAGAUCAGAGAGAUAUUGCCUCACAGGUUCCCGUUUCUGCUGGUGGAUAGAGUGAUCGAGUAUACGCCUGGUGUUUCAGCUGUAGCUAUUAAGAAUGUCACAAUCAAUGACAAUUUCUUCCCUGGACAUUUCCCUGAUCGACCCAUCAUGCCUGGUGUUCUUAUGAUUGAGGCAAUGGCGCAAGUUGGAGGUAUAGUAAUGCUGCAGCCAGAAGUAGGAGGCUCUCGGGAUAACUUCUUCUUUGCCGGUAUUGAUAAAGUGAGAUUCCGCAAACCAGUGAUUGCAGGAGACACACUGGUCAUGAGGAUGACUCUUCUCAAGUUCCAGAAACGGUUCGGGCUUGCUAAGAUGGAAGGUAAAGCUUAUGUGGGUGGCGUUUUGGUGUGCGAAGGCGAGUUCAUGAUGGUUUCUGCAGGUAGUUCUUGAUCACACGCAUUAGUGGUGGAGCCACUCGCUGUGUGUUUGUUGAUCCUUCUGUUGUUCACAAGACUAGACAAGACCAAACUUAGGUUAUCUGACAUUUUAUAUGAGUUUCUUCAAGGUUCUUAUGCCC